Molecule: messenger RNA, 1332 nt
Organism: Onthophagus taurus
Lineage: Eukaryota; Metazoa; Arthropoda; Insecta; Coleoptera; Scarabaeidae
Source: RefSeq, a predicted model, not a curated record
AGGCUACGGUUACAGUGCAAGCGAAUUCGCGCGAACCAUAGUUCGGGCGUGUACGUCCGAAUUCGGGCGAACAAACAAACCGAUAUAGUGAAAUGUGUAUGGUUACACUACAAGCGAAUUAAUCGUGCGAAUCGCUACUAGUCGCUAGAAGUUCAAAUGGGUUUGUUUUUUUCGCGCGAACUGCACAUUUUAAUAUUAAAAUUCAAGUUGGCAUUAUUUCAAAUAAUAUUUGAAUAUCAUGGAUAAUGAGAAAUUAAUCCUACUGGUGUUCGACAGAAGAGUGUUGUGGGACCAAAAAUAUAAAGGAUACCAUAAUCGUGACAAAUCGCGAAAAUUAUGGGAAGAAGUGGCAACUGAAUUAAAUGUAGGCAGUGAAACAGCAAAGUCAAAAUGGAAAGGACUGAGAGAUACAUUUCGGAGAGAAUACCAAAAAGUGAAAAUUAAAUGCUCCGGUGAUGAAGGAGGAGAACAGGUUGGCUCUACCUGGCCUUACUACGAUAGUUUGUGUUUUCUGGCAGAUCAGAUGACACCGAGAGAAAGUGCAGGUAAUGUUCCACCAGUGCGUAAUAAAAAUGUUGAAAGCACAAUAUCACAAGAACAGAGUCAAUAUGAAGAACUCUCUCAAAUGCAAUCCUGCAGUGAUGAUUAUCAGGAUGAUGUUAGGAACCAACCUGUAGAGGAAGAAACUCCAUCAAUAUGUACAGUUAGAACGCCAGAAUCAACUAAAAAACACCCAACGCGUUCUCUGAAACAUUCGAGCGAUAUACAGAAAAGAAUGAUAGAAGUGGAAGAGGAAAAACUUAAAUUUUUUAAACAAAGAAAAGUUGAAACAACCAUUGAAAAAAAUUAUGACUACUACUUUUUAAUGGGUUUGCUGCCUCAUUUGCAAAAGGUGAAACCUGAAAGAAAGCCUUUAGUACAGUUGCAGUUGCAACAAGUUCUUGUCAAUGAAGUCAUGUCUUACACGCAACCAGUACAGCACACACUUUCUUCACAUACGUUUUCCGCACCUCCCUCAACUCAAACUUCCUAUACUCCUCAACCUACACCUUCUCCUUCGUUAUCAGAAUCCAGUUUACGUCACUCUUAUAUUUCACUCUCAUCACCUGUCUCUCCAUCUAAUAACAUACCCAAGCAUUUGAAUUCAGCAGGAAGCAACGUUCAAGACUCCCAGUUGGAUAUCGCAGCAGAAGAACAAAGUUACAGUCUAGCAUCGUAUGUCACAAAUUUCCAGAUGUAAAUAAACUUACAAUUAGAAUUAGAUUUAUUUUGCUUACUUACCUUAAAGUUACUGUUAACUUUUCAGAUGGAGAAAUACAUUCUCUAAAAUUA